This is a messenger RNA of Geodia barretti, 1500 nucleotides long. The record is from the annotation of a GenBank genome assembly. NCBI's taxonomy places the organism in Eukaryota, Metazoa, Porifera, Demospongiae, Tetractinellida, Geodiidae.
UACCAAGAACUGCUCCUCUGUGUGUACCUAAACUAAGGAGACACACCGAGAAAGAGUGCUUUCUUUUGUCUCACCGAUGUCAAGGGGUUUCACUGUAUUGUGUGUGUGUCUGAGUGUGUGUGUGACUGGUGGCUGUUGCUAUCUCCCUGUUCCCCAGCAAUCACAUCCUGAGGCAAUCACAUUUCUCGGUGAAGGAAAUGACGUUUCGCUCUACUCCAUUCCUGGUCUGGACUAUGUGUCACACGAUGAUGUACUGCCAUAUAUGGUAACCGGACAGGAGCCUUUCAAACAUGAGCUCUUCAGUCAGUUUCUUCUCAAAUCUGACUCCACCAACGAAGGGAACUAUGCUCCGAGUGGGGAGUUGCUGGCCUGGAGGGACAAGAACCACAAGUGGCUGGAGCUGAUGGAGGUACACACACAGGAGACCAGCGGAGUCCGCGUCACUGUCAUGCCUUUCUACAUGGGCAGGAAAGAGCUCCACAGUGGAUCCAUGGUCUACUGGUGGCGGUAUAACAUUAGACUGGAGAACGUGGGGAAGGAGCAGGUCCAGUUGAGAGAGAGACACUGGAAGAUCUACAGCCUCACCGGGAGACUGGAGACGGUGAAGGGGAAGGGAGUCAUCGGCCAGGAGCCGGUUCUCUCUCUCUCCCAGCCGGCCUUCCAGUACAGCAGUCACGUGUCCCUCCGGUGCCCCAGCGGCCACAUGUGGGGCACCUUUCGUAUGGAGCGUCAAUAUCGUAAGAUGUUUGAGGUUCACAUCCCGGCCUUCUCACUGGAGAGCCACCUGCAGGGCUCCCCCUCCUCCCCCACUACCAGCAACCAGCCACCUCCACCAACUGACAUUACUGUCUAGUCUCUCACUCUAUCAUACACCUCAAUCCUCCUUCCAACAAGAUGUCCCUACCAUUGUAUAUGUGCCCUCUUGUAUAAUAUACAGCAAUUUUGUACAAUCACAGUUCCUUUACUCAUCCAAAGAGUCAAAACUGUGAACAAGCACAGCCACCUUUUGUCUGCGGAGUUGUUGUGACUAACAGAUGAAUAUACAAUGUACCACAACUAUUAUGCUCAAGGAUAAACGUGCGAUUUGAACCUUCAUGCGUACUAAAUGUUGUGUCACAUGUAGUGUACCAAAUCUAGUUCUUUCUCGGUGCAAAGAGUACAGUGAUAAUUAUUAUGCAGUGUGUGGUCAUGACUGAGAGCCAGUGUGGGACUGCCGGGAGUGCAUCUGUUCCAGUAGAUCCUUGAGGCCCCUGAGAGUCGAUGGAGCACCGGUUUUACCGUCCUCACCGGACACGCCUUCUGCAACCUGCUUGACUCGAAUGUCGAUUCCCUCACUUCUCAGCAUCCACAUGGCCCUCCUGCCAGCCUCCACCUCAUCGUCACCCAGCGACAGGCUCUUUGACUGCUCCGACACAAACCUGUUCCACACAAACCACAACAGAGUAAACCAAGGAACACAUCAUCAGUUUUUGAACCAAGGGACAUAAUUGAGAACAACAG